This is a messenger RNA of Symbiodinium sp. CCMP2456, 719 nucleotides long. NCBI's taxonomy places the organism in Eukaryota, Dinophyceae, Suessiales, Symbiodiniaceae. The record is from the annotation of a GenBank genome assembly.
GUCUUCGGCACACCCCUUUCCAGCGGGAGAUCCCGCAACGCCCCAGAGGACGGCCCUUUGGGCCGACGUUGAUUUCGUUUUCGCGCUGCGCGCGGAACCUCUCUUUCCAGCUUGUGCCGACCCCGCCGGGCUUGCCCCAAGAGGCGAGGAGCGCCUGCGGCGCGACAGGGACGACUUACCCAAGGUCGCCGUCCGGCCUGCCCGCUCCAUUCGGGCAGCAAGCUGCCCUCCCGUGUUGGCCGGAUUACACCCCUUCGGGGCGGCUCUCUUGGAGCCCGUCGGAUGUCGGCGCGACGCCGCCAGGCCGACCGCACUUACUAAUCAUCACUGGCUUUCCUGUCGUCGCUCGCCGCUGGGCAGAGGUUCAGGCGCGGGGCGUGUGUGCCCUGUGCCGCCUGUAACGACUGCACGGAGAAUUGAGCCAAUGAACGACACGACGACGACCCUUGGCAGCGCAGCCGCGCUGCUGACCGACGGGCAACGCGCCCGAAUGCUUGCUAAAGGGCGGGAAAACGCCGCGCGCAUCGACGCAGACGGCGAUACCCACGACUUCUGGCCUGUAGUCAAGCUGUUCUGCCCGUGGGGCGCAGCGACGUGGUUGCUGUCCGAACUCGACCCCGACGAGCCGGAUAUUGCCUUCGGCCUGUGUGACCUCGGCAUGGGCAGCCCCGAAUUGGGCAGCGUGCGGCUGUCGGAGAUUGCCGCCAUCCGUGGCCCCG